Centropristis striata (black sea bass) is the source of this 4722-nucleotide messenger RNA. RefSeq names its product GATA zinc finger domain containing 2Ab (gene gatad2ab). Lineage: Eukaryota; Metazoa; Chordata; Actinopteri; Perciformes; Serranidae. Gene Ontology annotation, biological process: negative regulation of transcription by RNA polymerase II. The record is from RefSeq and is a predicted model, not a curated record. Gene Ontology annotation, molecular function: zinc ion binding; sequence-specific DNA binding. Gene Ontology annotation, cellular component: NuRD complex. The transcript has 11 exons. Bases 167 to 2095 code for a protein of 642 amino acids.
GCAGCAUGACGCCGCCUGUGGUGGCUCAUUACAUGAUCUGGAGCGGAGUGGCAGCGGACAGAGAGAGGGGAUCCCCGGGAUUUAUACACUGAAAUACCGACAGCAAACAUCUGAAAACCGCGGGGGAACUCGGUCAAGCUCCUCCUAGACUUCGGUGAGAGCAGCCAUGUCAGAGGAGGCAGUGCGUCAAACACGCAGCCAGAAGCGGGCUCUGGAGAAGGACCAUGCAGCUCUUGCCGAGCCCCUGGAGGACAUGGACAGUAAACGGGUUAAGCUAGAGAAAGGUGAUGCUCCCAUAGCCCUGUUAGGAUCUGGAGCUGAGGGAGUUAAGCUGAAGAGUGAGCAGGCUGCAAAGGUAGCAGCCAGUAUCCUUAAAUCUGGGGAAGUCAAGGCUACCAUCAAGGUGGAGGUACAGACUGGAGACGAGCCUGUUGACAUGAGCACAUCUAAAAGUGACAUUAAGAAUGAGCGGCAGCCACCAUCGCCAGAUGAUGUGAUUGUGUUGUCAGACAAUGAGCCAUCCAGCCCUCUCAUGAAUGGUCACUGCUUCACGAAGACUGACACAGAUAAACUUAUGAAGAGUUCUCCUGAGGAGAGGGAGCGCAUCAUCAAACAGCUGAAGGAGGAGCUGAGACUCCAAGAGGCCAAGCUGGUGCUGCUUAAGAAACUACGACAGAGCCAGAUCCAGAAGGAGAGCACUGUGCAGAAGGCUACUGGUUCUGUAGCCACUCCUCCUCCUCUGGUGAGAGGUAGCAUCACAUCAAGCAAAGGACCCCUUCAGGUGACAGGGCGAAGCUCAGGCACGGUGAUCCCUCCUCCUUUGGUGCGGGGUGGGCAGCACAUCCCGUCCAAACACAACUCUCAGAUUGUCAUGCCACCCCUGGUCAGAGGUGCACAGGUUAGGCCUAUUGCAGUGAGUCCCCAGCAGUUAGCCAGUCUACGCCAGCAACAGCAGCAGCACAGCGGUUCAGGCCCCCCUCCACUCUUGCUGGCUCCCAGGGCUUCUGUGCCCAAUGUCCAGGUCCAGGGCCAGAGGAUCAUUCAGCAGGGACUCAUUCGGGUGGCUAAUGUGGCCAACAGCAAUAUCAUGGUCAACAUCCCUCAGGCCUCUCCAACCAGCUUAAAAGGCUCUUCAGUGUCACCCAACUCUAGCAUUAAUGACUCUCCAGCCAGCCGGCAGGCGGCUGCUAAGCUUGCACUGCGUAAGCAGCUGGAGAAGACGCUGCUGGAGAUCCCUCCACCUAAACCUCCUGCCCCCGAGUUCAAUUUCCUGCCUUCAGCAGCCAAUAAUGAGUUCAUCUACUUAUUGGGACUGGAGGAGGUGGUGCAAAAACUUCUGGAGAUGCACGGCAGGGGUAACCUGGGUCCAGCUGCUGCCAUGGCCAGCUCCAUUCCCAAAGAGCCAUACACCUGCGCCCAGUGUAAGACAGACUUUACCUCCCGCUGGAGAAAGGAGAAGGCUGGGACCAUCCUCUGUGACCAAUGCAUGUCGUCCAAUCAGAAGAAGGCCCUGAAGGCUGAGCACACCAAUCGGCUUAAGGCAGCCUUUGUUAAGGCACUCCAACAGGAGCAGGAGAUUGAGCAGCGUAUCCUCCAGCAGGCGGCCUCUUCAUCUUCCUCUAAAACCAGCUCCUCUUCCUCACUGUCCAAGAGUGAGGUGCUGGUGUCCCAGCAGUACAAGCAUGUCAAGGCUGCUAUGCAGCACAGAUCUGUGGCCUCCCACCACUCCAUUAAGCAGAGUCAUCUGUCACACGGCAUCCAGUCGAUGAGCUCUCGUGGUGUGACCCACUCAUUCACCUCCUCCUCUCAGCUGCAGAGUGCCAUGGCAGCAGCAGCUCUGGGCAGCAGGGCCGGUAAGCACGCUGCAGCACGCCCGCUGCAGCAGGGGGCAAAGGUCAGCGCCGGCAGCAGUAACCAGGGAAACGGGUCUGCCUGGAGGAAGCAGACCGGUGGUAACACAGGUGUGACUAUGGCCUAUGUGAACCCCAGCUUGUCUGCCCAUAAGAGCAGCUCUGCUGUGGAGCGUCAGCGAGAGUACCUGCUGGACAUGAUUCCCUCCCGUUCUAUCUCUCAAGCAGCCAACACAUGGAAAUAAUGCAAUCCUACUCCCUUCCUACUGACAUCAUAACUAUUACCCCUCCUAAUAUCAAUAACAGCCAUUCUCCCCAUCAUUCUAAUCCUUUCUAUGGACUCUUGGACUCUGCCUCUGGCUGAAAUGGUGCAGGGGAGAAUCAGCCUAUUUUUUUGUUUUUUUGGAUAGAGGUGUUCCUUCAGCUCUUCUUCUGAUAUCUCUUCUACCAUCUUCCUUACCCGAAUCCUUCAUCCCAAAGUGGAAUUGUGCUGCGACAGCUUGGGCGUCUGAGAAACAAGGAAUAUGUCAAUUGAAUUUGAGUACCUUGUUUUGAGGGUUGGGGUUUACAUGGGCGUGUACAAUUUUUCAAACUUCUCCAGCGACGUUGCCUCUCCUUCCCUGUAUAUUGGUUGAAGCUCUCUGUUGCACCAAGAGGAAUAACCCCCAAGCUCCCCCGCCUCUGGAUUAGGCUGGGAAUAAAUAAUAAUCACUAUUACACAUUAAAAUCUUCGCCUUACGUCCUACCCUUCUCCAGUCUGAGCCAGUCAGACUUGGGCCCAUGUGGUGGCCGAACAGAACUUAACUGAAGACCUCACCACAGGGAUUGUGGUUGCGCUUCGAGGACCAUCCACGAAAUAAUAACUGCUUCAGCUUUGCAAAAAUGAUGAAAAUAGUAAAAAAAAAAAAAAAGGACUAAAAUGAUCUCUAUCUGCACACAGACUUCCUCUUCUCUCUAACCCACUGCGUGUAUAGUAGAGAAGUUGAUGUGUGUUGGAUUAUUUUGUAUGGCUGAAUGUUAGGAUUUUGUCUUUUCAUCUGUAAGUCAUAUACUGUGUUUGGAAUAUUGUGCUCCCUGAUACUUUGGAAGUGGCCUAUUGUCGAGGUCUAAAUUUACAGGCUAAUGUUACUGUUGAGGUGGUUUUACAUCUGCUGGGUUCCAUGUUGUGGCCUACUUUUAAAUACUUUGUUUUUUCUAAGAUUAUGAGGAAGAAUAAAGAUUAAGAUUUCACUAACUCAUGUAAAGACACGGAGCGUAUGUUUGGAGGACUAUUCGUAUUGAAUAUUAUUAAAACAGAAAAUGAAAAAAAAAACUUCCAAAGAACUAGUGGAGCCCAAAUGGUAUCCCUUCUGCUAGAAGGUGUCUAGUUUAUUUGAACCCUCUCUGGAUAUAAACAUGAAUUCAUGCUAGACUGAGGGGGUGUAAGGAAUGUCAUAUUUUUGACAUCGUUUUGCUUUUAGUCAUAGGUUGUGGUGCAUUAUUUUUCUUCUAUAGACAAACUGUCUCUGGGUUUAUUUAUAGGGUCAUGUUAGUAAAGAUAUAUGCUUAUGCCCUAAGUUUGAAUGGAUCUCCACUUAAAAUGAUUUGUUUUCUCUCGUGUGUCCAGUGGCUCCCACUCACCUUACUGAUUGGUCUUAGAGAAGCUGGACAGCUUUCAGAAUGUAGUUAUGCAAAAACCCCUAUAGCAACAAAUGACAUGAACUUCUUCUUAGUCUUUAACAUUAAGGUGUGUAUGAUUUAUGUCAGGUCCUUGAAUUGAGCUAACUAUGCCUUUCACAUGAGCUAUAGUGCAUUUUAUCAGGUUGCAGCAGCACAGGAUAAGCUAGUGAAAUACAAUAUGUCCUACAUUCAAAAGGGGAACUCCCUGCUCAUGGAGUUCUUUCAUUAACCAUGUGCUGUGUUUUAAUUUCACUCACUGGGGUGGUCCAGGCUCUUUAACCCUGCCACUCAGACAUUUCAGUCUGUGGCAUUUUGGAAAGUGUCACUAAAUUAAAGAUUCGAUUAUUGAAGUGUUGAAUUUAAGCAGUAAAAACAGGGUGAAAUGUUUAAUGCAUAUUUAAAAAUCUGGUUGUUUUGCAAGUAUUGUGUUUUUAAAAAAUAAAACUCAAACCCAGCAGACAAGAGGCUGACCAUCCCAGCAGUUAUUUUCUGUAUCUGUCAAUUAAAAAAAAUAGUUUUCACAUUGAAACAAUAGUGAUGAAGACCUUAUCACUAUGUAAUUACAAACCUGGAGUCUUGCUGCCCUGUUGCCUCACUUUUUAAUUUCAUAAUUCAUCCAUGAUGUGAUAAUGUAAUGCGACAUUGUAAGGAUUUGUGUCCUGUAUCCAGAAUGCACUCACUGAUAAUGAUCAGGAUCCGUACUGAAACAUGGUGCACUGCAUUGGGUAACUGGGCUUCAGCUGAUGUUCAUCUCUCUGUACUGGGGUUUCAUCACUGUACGUUUGGGUUUCAUUUAGGUUGGUGCAGCAAUACAGUGUGUACAUUGUUGAUGGAAAUACAAGCAUACAAAGUUUAAUUUAAAUUGCGAAAAAAGGUUUUGUAUUUCUGUCUCAAAGUAGCAUCGGCAAUCUUCCAGGUUGUCUGUAAAUUCCUGACAGGCCGGAGGUGGAAGCUUGUGGAUGCAAAAUCUAAGCAAUCUGGAAUGAGCCCAUCAUAUUGUGCCCUGCUAAGUGUAACCCUGUGCUGUCCUGACUGUCCUGACUGCCUGCUGCUGUUUGACAACAAUAUCACCAUUCCGUUUGUUUGGGGUCGAAGCUCUGCGAAAUGUAGUGCGGCCCAUAUGGAAAAGAAAACAAUGUAUGAGAAGUAUUUGUUUGUUUUUUGGAUUUUUUCUGCUCUAUCAAAUAAUAAUAAAAACUAAUUUUAACCCCUC